Molecule: messenger RNA, 1713 nt
Organism: Spinacia oleracea (spinach)
Lineage: Eukaryota; Viridiplantae; Streptophyta; Magnoliopsida; Caryophyllales; Amaranthaceae
Product: eukaryotic peptide chain release factor subunit 1-3
Exons: 2
Coding region: 190-1500 (436 amino acids)
Biological process (GO): translational termination
Molecular function (GO): translation release factor activity
Source: RefSeq, a predicted model, not a curated record
GUUAAACAAAAAUAUAAUUAAAUAAAAUGUGCAUAAUUGAGAAACCCUAAGACCCUUUUACCCACACCACCCAGCCGUCCCCCUUUCUUCUCCAAAGCUCAUUUACAACCGACGGCGGUGUGAGCUUUUCCCUCCCCAGAUCCUCCCUUCUUCAUUUCCAGGUGAUUAUACUCAAAGUUCUUGUUUAAGAUGUCAGACAGCCACGAGACUGACAAGAACAUUGAAAUAUGGAAGAUCAAGAAGUUGAUCAAAGCACUUGAAGCUGCCAGGGGAAAUGGAACGAGCAUGAUUUCCCUCAUCAUGCCUCCACGGGAUCAGGUUGCCCGGGUUACUAAGAUGCUGGGUGAUGAGUAUGGAACUGCUUCCAACAUCAAGAGUAGGGUGAACCGUCAAUCUGUUUUAGCAGCUAUUACAUCUGCCCAACAGAGAUUGAAGCUCUACAACAAGGUUCCUCCUAAUGGGCUUGUCCUGUACACUGGAACAAUAGUGACAGAUGACGGUAAAGAAAAGAAAGUAACAAUUGAUUUUGAGCCAUUCAGGCCAAUCAAUGCUUCCCUGUAUCUGUGUGACAACAAGUUCCAUACUGAAGCACUUAAUGAACUACUUGAAUCUGAUGAUAAGUUUGGGUUUAUAGUCAUGGAUGGUAACGGGACCCUAUUCGGUACUCUGAGUGGUAACACCAGAGAGGUUCUUCACAAAUUCACUGUUGAUCUUCCGAAGAAACACGGCAGAGGAGGGCAAUCUGCGUUACGUUUUGCUCGUCUUCGAAUGGAGAAGCGGCACAACUAUGUGAGGAAAACUGCAGAACUUGCUACUCAGUUUUUCAUUAAUCCAGCUACAAGCCAGCCUAAUGUUUCAGGACUCAUACUUGCUGGAUCGGCCGACUUUAAAACUGAGCUCAGUCAAUCUGACAUGUUUGAUCCUCGCCUUCAAGCAAAGAUAUUAAAUGUAGUAGAUGUUUCUUACGGUGGUGAAAAUGGUUUUAACCAGGCAAUAGAGCUCUCUGCUGAAAUUCUUGCCAAUGUGAAGUUUAUUCAGGAAAAGAAGUUGAUAGGGAAGUACUUUGAGGAGAUCAGUCAAGAUACAGGUAAAUAUGUGUUUGGUGUUGAAGAUACACUAAAAGCUUUGGAGAUGGGGGCUGUUGAGAUACUGAUUGUCUGGGAAAAUCUUGAUAUCAAUAGAUAUUCUCUGAAAAAUGCCUCAACUGGUGAACUUCUUGUAAAACAUUUGAACAAGGAUCAAGAGUCGGAUCAGAGCAACUUCCGGGACUCAGAGACUAAUGCUGAACUCGAGGUGCAGGAAAAAACUUCGUUGCUGGAGUGGUUUGCUAACGAGUACAAGAAUUUCGGUUGCUCCCUUGAGUUUGUCACUAACAAAUCACAAGAAGGAUCACAGUUUUGCCGGGGUUUUGGUGGCAUUGGUGGAAUUCUCCGUUACCAACUCGACAUGAGAACCUUUGAUGAACUUGAAGAUGGGGAAACUUAUGAUGAUUCUGAUUAAUCUAGUCACUCAUCAACAACUUGAGCAUCAACCAGACCUAAGUAGUUCAUAAGUUCAUAACAGAUAAGUUGCUGCCCCGGGUUGAAUUUGAGUUCCAUUUUAAGGUUUUAAUUUCAACAUAUUUCAUGUCUGUGUAAUACCUUUAUCAGAAUUCUUGUGCUCCGAGAAUAUACCAUAAUUGUGUUGAGGUUGAUUAUACCUGAUUUUGAUUGA